ACCAUUUUAACCGAGGAGCUAAAGCUAUCCCUACACAGAGCUGUCCUUGGAUUUCCCCUGCCAAGUACUCAUGUUUUCAGGUCUUACCCUCAACUGUGUCCUGCUGCUGCUGCAACUACUACUUGCAAGGUCAUUGGAAAAUGCUUAUGUGUUUGAGGUUGGUAAGAAUGCCUAUCUGCCCUGCAGUUACACUCUAUCUACACCUGGGGCACUUGUGCCUAUGUGCUGGGGCAAGGGAUUCUGUCCUUGGUCACAGUGUACCAACGAGUUGCUCAGAACUGAUGAAAGAAAUGUGACAUAUCAGAAAUCCAGCAGAUACCAGCUAAAGGGCGAUCUCAACAAAGGAGACGUGUCUCUGAUCAUAAAGAAUGUGACUCUGGAUGACCAUGGGACCUACUGCUGCAGGAUACAGUUCCCUGGUCUUAUGAAUGAUAAAAAAUUAGAACUGAAAUUAGACAUCAAAGCAGCCAAGGUCACUCCAGCUCAGACUGCCCAUGGGGACUCUACUACAGCUUCUCCAAGAACCCUAACCACGGAGAGAAAUGGUUCAGAGACACAGACACUGGUGACCCUCCAUAAUAACAAUGGAACAAAAAUUUCCACAUGGGCUGAUGAAAUUAAGGACUCUGGAGAAACGAUCAGAACUGCUAUCCACAUUGGAGUGGGAGUCUCUGCUGGGUUGACCCUGGCACUUAUCAUUGGUGUCUUAAUCCUUAAAUGGUAUUCCUGUAAGAAAAAGAAGUUAUCGAGUUUGAGCCUUAUUACACUGGCCAACUUGCCUCCAGGAGGGUUGGCAAAUGCAGGAGCAGUCAGGAUUCGCUCUGAGGAAAAUAUCUACACCAUCGAGGAGAACGUAUAUGAAGUGGAGAAUUCAAAUGAGUACUACUGCUACGUCAACAGCCAGCAGCCAUCCUGACCGCCUCUGGACUGCCACUUUUAAAGGCUCGCCUUCAUUUCUGACUUUGGUAUUUCCCUUUUUGAAAACUAUGUGAUAUGUCACUUGGCAACCUCAUUGGAGGUUCUGACCACAGCCACUGAGAAAAGAGUUCCAGUUUUCUGGGGAUAAUUAACUCACAAGGGGAUUCGACUGUAACUCAUGCUACAUUGAAAUGCUCCAUUUUAUCCCUGAGUUUCAGGGAUCGGAUCUCCCACUCCAGAGACUUCAAUCAUGCGUGUUGAAGCUCACUCGUGCUUUCAUACAUUAGGAAUGGUUAGUGUGAUGUCUUUGAGACAUAGAGGUUUGUGGUAUAUCUGCAAAGCUCCUGAACAGGUAGGGGGAAUAAAGGGCUAAGAUAGGAAGGUGAGGUUCUUUGUUGAUGUUGAAAAUCUAAAGAAGUUGGUAGCUUUUCUAGAGAUUUCUGACCUUGAAAGAUUAAGAAAAAGCCAGGUGGCAUAUGCUUAACACUAUAUAACUUGGGAACCUUAGGCAGGAGGGUGAUAAGUUCAAGGUCAGCCAGGGCUAUGCUGGUAAGACUGUCUCAAAAUCCAAAGACGAAAAUAAACAUAGAGACAGCAGGAGGCUGGAGAUGAGGCUCGGACAGUGAGGUGCAUUUUGUACAAGCACGAGGAAUCUAUAUUUGAUCGUAGACCCCACAUGAAAAAGCUAGGCCUGGUAGAGCAUGCUUGUAGACUCAAGAGAUGGAGAGGUAAAGGCACAACAGAUCCCCGGGGCUUGCGUGCAGUCAGCUUAGCCUAGGUGCUGAGUUCCAAGUCCACAAGAGUCCCUGUCUCAAAGUAAGAUGGACUGAGUAUCUGGCGAAUGUCCAUGGGGGUUGUCCUCUGCUCUCAGAAGAGACAUGCACAUGAACCUGCACACACACACACACACACACACACACACACACACACACACACACACACACACACAUGAAAUGAAGGUUCUCUCUGUGCCUGCUACCUCUCUAUAACAUGUAUCUCUACAGGACUCUCCUCUGCCUCUGUUAAGACAUGAGUGGGAGCAUGGCAGAGCAGUCCAGUAAUUAAUUCCAGCACUCAGAAGGCUGGAGCAGAAGCGUGGAGAGUUCAGGAGCACUGUGCCCAACACUGCCAGACUCUUCUUACAGAAGAAAAAGGUUACCCGCAAGCAGCCUGCUGUCUGUAAAAGGAAACCCUGCGAAAGGCAAACUUUGACUGUUGUGUGCUCAAGGGGAACUGACUCAGACAACUUCUCCAUUCCUGGAGGAAACUGGAGCUGUUUCUGACAGAAGAACAACCGGUGACUGGGACAUACGAAGGCAGAGCUCUUGCAGCAAUCUAUAUAGUCAGCAAAAUAUUCUUUGGGAGGACAGUCGUCACCAAAUUGAUUUCCAAGCCGGUGGACCUCAGUUUCAUCUGGCUUACAGCUGCCUGCCCAGUGCCCUUGAUCUGUGCUGGCUCCCAUCUAUAACAGAAUCAAAUUAAAUAGACCCCGAGUGAAAAUAUUAAGUGAGCAGAAAGGUAGCUUUGUUCAAAGAUUUUUUUGCAUUGGGGAGCAACUGUGUACAUCAGAGGACAUCUGUUAGUGAGGACACCAAAACCUGUGGUACCGUUUUUUCAUGUAUGAAUUUUGUUGUUUAGGUUGCUUCUAGCUAGCUGUGGAGGUCCUGGCUUUCUUAGGUGGGUAUGGAAGGGAGACCAUCUAACAAAAUCCAUUAGAGAUAACAGCUCUCAUGCAGAAGGGAAAACUAAUCUCAAAUGUUUUAAAGUAAUAAAACUGUACUGGCAAAGUACUUUGAGCAUAUUUAAA
Messenger RNA from Mus musculus (house mouse), 2725 nucleotides. It is a transcript of the gene Havcr2, whose product is annotated as hepatitis A virus cellular receptor 2. Gene Ontology annotation, cellular component: anchoring junction; plasma membrane; extracellular region. The transcript has 7 exons. Gene Ontology annotation, molecular function: transmembrane signaling receptor activity. Lineage: Eukaryota; Metazoa; Chordata; Mammalia; Rodentia; Muridae. The coding region runs from base 71 to 916 and encodes 281 amino acids. The record is from RefSeq and is marked validated. Gene Ontology annotation, biological process: negative regulation of T-helper 1 type immune response; positive regulation of tumor necrosis factor production; negative regulation of gene expression.